Messenger RNA from Piliocolobus tephrosceles (Ugandan red Colobus), 1528 nucleotides. It is a transcript of the gene NYX, whose product is annotated as nyctalopin. NCBI's taxonomy places the organism in Eukaryota, Metazoa, Chordata, Mammalia, Primates, Cercopithecidae. The record is from RefSeq and is a predicted model, not a curated record. Gene Ontology annotation, molecular function: protein binding. Bases 1 to 1461 code for a protein of 486 amino acids. The transcript has 2 exons. Gene Ontology annotation, cellular component: plasma membrane.
AUGCGCCGGACACAGGAUAACUCGGUGGAGGGCCUGCAUCCUGCUGCCCGGGCAGUGGUGGUCCUCGGCCUGCCCAGAGCCCGGGCCGUGGGGGCCUGCGCUCGCGCUUGUCCCGCCGCCUGCGCCUGCAGCACUGUGGAGCGCGGCUGCUCAGUGCGCUGCGACCGCGCGGGCCUCCUGCGGGUGCCGGCCGACUUCCCGUGCGAGGCGGUCUCCAUCGACCUGGACCGGAACGGCCUGCGCUUCCUGGGCGAGCGGGCCUUCGGCACGCUGCCGUCCCUGCGCCGCCUGUCGCUGCGCCACAACAACCUGUCCUUCAUCACGCCCGGCGCCUUCAAAGGCCUGCCGCGCCUGGCUGAGCUGCGCCUGGCGCACAACGGCGAUCUACGCUACCUGCACGCGCGCACCUUCGCGGCGCUCGGCCGCCUGCGCCGCCUGGACCUAGCCGCCUGCCGCCUCUUCAGCGUGCCCGAGCGCCUCCUGGCCGAACUGCCGGCCCUGCGCGAGCUCGCCGCCUUCGACAACCUGUUCCGCCGCGUGCCGGGCGCGCUACGAGGCCUGGCCAACCUGACGCACGCGCACCUGGAGCGCGGCCGCAUCGAGGCAGUGGCCUCCAGCUCGCUGCAGGGCCUGCGCCGCCUGCGCUCGCUCAGCCUGCAGGCCAACCGCGUCCGUGCCGUGCACGCUGGCGCCUUCGGUGACUGUGGCGUCCUGGAGCAUCUGCUGCUCAACGACAACCUGCUGGCCGAGCUCCCGGCCGACGCCUUCCGCGGCUUGCGGCGCCUGCGCACGCUCAACCUGGGUGGCAACGCACUGGACCGCGUGGCGCGCGCCUGGUUCGUUGACCUGGCCGAGCUCGAGCUGCUCUACCUGGACCGCAACAGCAUCGCCUUCGUGGAGGAGGGCGCCUUCCAGAACCUCUCGGGCCUCCUCGCCCUGCACCUCAACGGCAACCGCCUCACCGUGCUCGCCUGGGCCGCCUUCCAGCCCGGCUUCUUCCUGGGCCGCCUCUUCCUCUUCCGCAACCCGUGGUGCUGCGACUGCCGCCUGGAGUGGCUGCGGGACUGGAUGGAGGGCUCCGGGCGUGUCACCGACGUGCCGUGCGCCUCCCCGGGCUCCGUGGCCGGCCUGGACCUCAGCCGGGUGACCUUCGGGCGCUCCUCCAAUGGCCUCUGUGUGGACCCCGAGGAGCUGAACCUCACCACGUCCAGUCCAGGCCCGUCCCCAGAACCAGAGGCCACCACCGUGAACAGGUUCAGCAGCCUCCUCUCCAAGCUUCUGGCCCCGAGGGUCCUGGUGGAGGAGGAGGCCAACACUACUGGGGGGCUGGCCAACGCCUCCCUGUCCUACAGCCUCUCCUCCCGUGGGGUGGCAGGCGCUGGCUGGCAGCCCUGGUUUCUCACCUCUUGUCUCCUGCCCAGCGUGGCCCAGCACGUGGUGUUUGGCCUGCAGAUGGACUGACCUGGCCAGAGGGGCAAAGUUUGCUUAACUGGGCUUGAGGGUGUUUGUGGAAAGGGGAGAGGAGACA